GACACUUUGAUGUUUUGGUGACAUGUAACCGUUCUUAUCUAAUUAUAUAAUUUUUAUUCGUGUUUAUUUUAUUCUAGUUAAAAUGUUAAUUCCAACCUGUGUUAUUAAAUUUUUAGAACUGAUGCUGGCCAUUGCCUGCCUCACGCUGCACCACUAUAGCUACGAUUUAACAGACAUUCCUACGCUAAUGCUCUGCUCUGGGACUUAUGUGGGCUACGUUGUUGUACUCUCGGGUGAAAUUGUUGGGGAGAUGUUGUUCGCACCGCUGGACCUAGUGCAGGACAUGUAUUUUGGUAUCCUGGGAGUGGGGCUGUACUCAGUGAGUGGAGGCAUGGUCCUAGCGGCUAGAACGCAUGACCCCUCGUAUCCUAGGACCGGCAACCACACUGCCGCUCUGGUUGCCGCUGCACUAGCCCUCGUGAAUGCGUUCGUAAUGCUAUUCGAUUUAAGCUUAGCCUAUCUGGACUCUGAGGAAUUUGACGAUGAAGCUAGUAUUUAGGUGAAGUAGUAUCAGCGGCGGCCGACCCGUACGUGGAGGCGUGGUGGUCGGGCGCCGGUGGCGUGCUGUUCGGUGCAUGCGGUGCGCUAACGCUGCACUCCUGGUACGACGUACCACCGUGUGCCCGCCGCACCUUCGCACAGGCCGCCGCCGCGUGUGCGCAGGCCGCCGCUGUCCUUAUGGCGGUGGACUCCAUACUCUCUCUCUGCUCCGCCCACAAGGACACCGCCAGCACCAGGACUAAAAGCCACAAGGCUACCAACGCAUGACGCGUAACGUAGCACGUAACGAGUAACUCAUGUUGCAAUAAGAUUAAAACAUAUUCAGUGCAAUGGGA
Papilio xuthus (Asian swallowtail) is the source of this 836-nucleotide messenger RNA. RefSeq lists its product as uncharacterized. Gene Ontology annotation, biological process: septate junction assembly. The transcript has 4 exons. The record is from RefSeq and is a predicted model, not a curated record. Lineage: Eukaryota; Metazoa; Arthropoda; Insecta; Lepidoptera; Papilionidae. Bases 83 to 499 code for a protein of 138 amino acids. Gene Ontology annotation, cellular component: plasma membrane.